Messenger RNA from Rhineura floridana, 969 nucleotides. RefSeq lists its product as uncharacterized. The transcript has 7 exons. The coding region runs from base 12 to 830 and encodes 272 amino acids. NCBI's taxonomy places the organism in Eukaryota, Metazoa, Chordata, Lepidosauria, Squamata, Rhineuridae. The record is from RefSeq and is a predicted model, not a curated record.
CCCCCACCCGGAUGUUUGGUCUCUAUUCUGUGUGGGAGGCCGUAGGAAGGAAGCAGAUGGCGCUGCCCUCAGUUCACAGGUGCCUCCAACUCAAUCAAGAAAAUCAGCUGCUGCUUAAAAAGCUGAGGCAUGUACGCCUAAAAAACAAGCAGUUAGAAAAUGACUUGGCACAGUUACAAGAACAACUGCAAGGGCAAAAGAAGUUAAUGCCAACUUGUGUCACAAAGAGAGAUGUGCUGGUCCAAACAGAAAUCCACUUAUCUCAUAAAGGUGAUGGGAUUUACCGCAAGGAACAUGAAACAGUAAAGGAAAAUGCUAGAAUACUCCAAAUGUAUCAUAAUCUACAGAAAAGAUAUAAUAAAGAAUUAAAAGCAAACCAAGGACAAUGUGAAACAAUUGCAACACUUUCUGUUAAAAUUAAUGAUCUGGAACAUCAACUUAGUAAGCAAAACCAAAAGAUGAAAGAACUGGAAAGUAAACAGAUACGACCAAAGGACAAAACUGUUCCAGCACAGAGAAAAAAUUCAUAUUACAAAUGUGUGUGCAAAAAGAAAGGGAGCUGUUCCUGCAAAUAUUUAGACCAGUUGCUUUUUGAGAUUCAGCGUCUGAAGAUAGAAAAUGAAACACUAUCCAAAGAAAGAAGAAUGUUGAGAAAUGAGCUUGCUGCGUUAGACAAGGAUUUUAUUGAUGAAAUAGAAGAUUUAAAAUAUGCUCUUCAAGAAGCCAUAAAACUGAAUACUCAGUAUGAAAAGUAUUUGAAACAAUUAAGUUCAACAUAUGGAAUCACUUUUACAUCAACUUUGACAGCUGGUAGUCAUCGUGGAACUUGAUAGAAAUAAAAUGCUCAACCGAGAUUAUUAAUAAACUGUUUAAAAUUGACUUCACUCUGUAAAAUUAAUUUGCUUAUGAGGAAAACAUUCAUUUUGCAAUAAAAUCAUGACUUUGACCAAUGUUUAAUCCUCUGCAUAA